ACUGUACUAUAGCGUGUAUAAAUACAUGCCUUUCGCUGGUUCACAUAGGUUUCUUCCAUCGCCUAAACCCUAAUAUAUCUUUAGGGUUUUUCAUAUCGCAGCUCCUCUCCCCGCUCUCCCCUUCUCAUCUUCCAUCACAAUGGGCAAAUCCUCUAAGAAAUCAAAUCUUAAGGUUGAUGCCACUGCAGCUGUAGUUACUCCGACUAAGCCGAUGCAAAAAGGUAAGAGAGAAGCGGAAGCUGCGGUUGGAAAGGCCAGCGCAAAAAAGCAGAAAAAGGAUUCAGCUUUAGAACAAGCUAUAGAGAAGAAAAAGGCCGAUGCCAAGGUUCAGAAGAAGAAGGUGGAAAGCAGUUCCUCGUCUGAUGAAGAUUCUUCUGAUUCUGAGGAAGAAUUGAAGAAGCCAGCUCUUAAAACUGUAGCUGCACCUAAGAAACCAGUGGCUGCCAAAAAUGGGAAGCUUUCAAGCAGUUCGGAUGAGAGUUCUUCUGAUGAAGAUGAAGUCCCAAAGAAAAAGCAACCUGCUAAUGCUAAAAAAGUUGAGUCCAGCUCUGAUGAUAGUAGCUCAGAUGAGGAGAUUCCUACUGCUAAGAAGGGUACUGCUGCUGCCAAGAAGGGUACUGCUCCCAAAGGAAAGAGUGCACCUGUUACAACCAUUAAGAAGGAAGCUAGUUCUAGCUCUGAUGAUAGUAGCUCAGAUGAGGAGAUGCCAGCUGCCAAGAAGGGUCCUGCUCCGAAAGGAAAGAGUGCACCUGCUGCAUCCAUUAAGAAGAAGGAUAGUUCUAGUGAUUCCAGUUCUGAUGAGGAGAUGCCUGAUGCCAAGAAGGGUCCUGCUCCCAAAGGAAAGAGUGCACCAAAGAAAGAUAGCUCUAGUGAGGAUGAUAGUAGCUCAGAUGAGGAUGCCCCUGUUGCUAAAAAAGUGCCUGCUAAGAAUGGUGCAGUAAAACCGAAGCAAGAUGAAUCCAGCUCAGAAGAGGAUAGUAGUUCGGAUGAGGAUGAAAAGGUUGUGAAGAAGGCAACUCCUAGUUCAUCUGCCCCCACCAAAAAAGUUGAAAGCAGUUCAGAUGAUGAUGACAGUUCUGAUGAAAGUGAAGAUGAGGAGCCACAAAAGAAAAAUACCAAGGCUUCAGCUACUGGAACUACUGUCAAACAAAGUGCUAAAGCCUCUAAAGAUGAGACCAGUUCUGAAGAUGAAAGUUCUGAUGAUGAGCCAUCUAAAGCUGAGGCUGUUAAGAAGUCUUCUACUGGGAAGAAGGAGAGCAGUUCUGAUGAUUCCUCAUCAGAGGAGUCUAGUGAUGAAGAAGAGGAUGUGCCUGCAAAGACUCCAAAGAAGGGUGCGGAUGUGAAAAUGGUUGAUGCAUUUGGCACAGAUGGCAAAAAGAAAUUUGAGAAGACCCCAGUCACUCCUAAGGCUGAAUCCCAAGGAUCCAAAAGUCUUUUUAUGGGAAAUUUGUCAUGGUCAAUUGAACAGGCUGAUGUAGAGAAUUUCUUCAAAGAUUGUGGAGAGGUAAAGGAUGUUCGUUUUGCUUCACAUCCAGAUGGGACUUUCAAGGGCUAUGGGCAUGUUGAAUUUACUACUUCUGAGGCAGCUGCAAAGGCUCUUGAACUUAAUGGUCAAGAUUUGUUGGGCCGAGAUGUGAAGCUUGACCUUGCUAAAGAGAGGGGAGCUUAUACUCCAAAUAGUGGGGCAUUUGAUAACUCCUCACAGAGGCAGAGCAGGGGUGGAGGUGAAAGUACAACUGUGUUUGUUAGGGGUUUUGACAAGAAUGAUACUGAAGACAAUAUCAGGAGUGCUCUUGAGGGUCAUUUUGGUUCUUGUGGAGAGAUUAAAGGUACCAGAAUCCCAACAGACCCGGAAGGGUACAUUAAAGGGAUGGCUUAUAUUGAGUUCGCGGACAAUGAUGCAAUGAGCAAGGCUCUUGAGCUCAACAACUCCCAACUUGGGCACAGCAGCUUGUAUGUUGAUGAAGCUAAGCCAAGAAAUGAUAGUCGUGGUGAGAGUGGAGGCAGAGGUGGCAGGUUUGGUGGUGGUAGGAGCGGUGGUAGGGACAGCGGUGGCAGGUUUGGAGGAAGGGGAGGUGGUAGACGUGGUGGUGGUGGUGGUAGGUUUGGAAGUGGUGGUGGUGGCAGGUUUGGAGGCAGUGGCAGAGGAGGUGGCCGAACUCCUGGCAAGCCAAGCAUGACUUUUUCUUCUGGUAAGAAGACAACUUUUGAUGAUUGAGGAGUAGGCUGUGAAGCUCGGCAUCAGGCAGCAGCCAGAAUGUUUGCCAUUUUUGUUUAUUUUAAGACUGAGUUCUAGUUUAUUUCUGAACAUGUGACCUAUGAUAGUUUGUAUUUUGUUUAUCCAUGUGGGGAUCUAUUUUGUCGACAAUAGUUUGUUUGUUUGUUUACCUACAUUAUUUAUUUAUCCUCUACCGGCACCAACUCAUAUAAAGUUGCCAAAUUCUGUCUUUUACAUUUUAUCUAUAAAAUCCCCUCCUACAGGCAUUAGUGUUCA
Messenger RNA from Ipomoea nil (Japanese morning glory), 2494 nucleotides. Its product is annotated as nucleolin 2. The coding region runs from base 140 to 2218 and encodes 692 amino acids. Gene Ontology annotation, molecular function: RNA binding. The transcript has 15 exons. The record is from RefSeq and is a predicted model, not a curated record. Lineage: Eukaryota; Viridiplantae; Streptophyta; Magnoliopsida; Solanales; Convolvulaceae.